AGAAAUUGAGCCGUCCACUGGAAGUCAGUGUUAUGGUAGGCCCGAGUGGGGAAUGAUUCAGCGAGAUAUUCUGCGUUUCUAAGCUAACCAAGCAAACCAACGCACUCACGAGCAUCUCAUCAGUCGCCACCGCGCACGCUUCACCGGCCACAGUUCAUCGAGACGAAGCUCUUGCUGAAAAUGUGUGAUAAUAUAAUACGUUACGGAUUUGCACAUGAAAAAUGACGUUAAGUUGGAAUUGCCAAAUCAUAUACCGAAUCGAGUGUAGAAAUUAGUGACCAUGAAGGUUGACAGAAGCAAAUUGAAGAAAACCCCCACUGAAGCGCCUGCUGACUGCAGGACUCUCAUAGAGAAGCUGAAAGGAUGCAGCGAUGAACAGCUGUUGCUGGAACUGCAGCAAAUCAAGACCUGGAACAUUGGCAAGUGUGAGUUGUAUCAUUGGGUAGACCUGCUGGACCGUUUCGAUGGCAUCCUCUGUGAUGCAGGGCAGACAGUGGAGAACAUGUCGUGGUUGUUGGUGUGCGACCGGCCAGAGAAUGGGCAGCUAAAAGCCUUAUUGCUGGCGGUGCUCAACUUCACCGCGCUGUUAAUCGAAUACAGUUUUUCAAGACACCUGUACAGCUCUAUAGAGCACUUGACCACCCUUCUAGCAUCAUGUGACAUGCAGGUGGUUCUGUCUGUGCUGAAUCUCCUGUAUGUGUUCAGCAAACGUUCCAACUACAUCACCAGACUGGGCUCAGAUAAGAGGAGCCCACUACUCGCCCGUCUGCAACAUCUGGCUGAGAGCUGGGGUGGGAAAGAGAAUGGGUUUGGUCUUGCAGAAUGUUGCAGAGAUCUGCCGAUGUCGAAAUAUCCACCGAGUGCCACCACAUUGCACUUUGAGUUCUAUGCAGAACCCAGCUCUGAUGUCAAAGUGGAGAAAAAGUCGAGCAGUAAUACGCUACACUACAUUCAUAUCGAACAACUUGAUAAGAUUUCUGAGAGCCCCUCAGAGAUCAUGGAGUCUCUGACGGCUAUGUACAACAUCACUAAAGACAAACAAAUAUUGCUUUUCACACACAUUCGCCUGGCUCAUGGCUUCUCCAACCACAAGAGGAGACUGCAGGCUGUGCAAGCCAGGCUGCAUGCCAUCUCCAUACUUGUGUACUCCAACGCCCUCCAGGAGUCAGCCAAUAGCAUACUCUACAAUGGGCUUAUAGAGGAGCUAGUGGAUGUACUUCAGAUCACAGACAAACAGUUGGUGGACAUUAAGGCCGCCUCUUUGCGCACGUUGACAUCCAUAGUUCACCUGGAGCGCACUCCCAAACUCUCCAACAUUAUCGACUGCACAGGAACGGCCUCCUACCAUGGAUUUCUGCCUGUGCUUGUCCGCAACUGCAUCCAGGCCAUGAUCGACCCACUGAUGGAGCCCUAUCCCCACCAAUUUGCCACAGCCCUCUUCUCCUUCCUCUACCACCUGGCUAGUUAUGAUGCAGGUGGAGAGGCCCUCGUAUCUUGUGGUAUGAUGGAGGCAUUGCUAAAGGUGAUCAAGUUCCUUGGGGACGAGCAGGCUACUGAGACAGAGGACAUGGACACAGAUAUGGACAUGUCAGAGGUUGCCAUGGAGAGCAGUCCUGGCCCAUCCACUUCUUCUGGUUCCAGAGCAGAGGCAGAUUCACGAGCACAGAGCAGUGCAGCCAGCACUCCCAGAGCAGGAGUGCAGUGCAUUCCUCAGAGGGCCGCUCUGUUGAAAUCUAUGUUGAACUUUUUGAAAAAAGCCAUUCAGGACCCUGCAUUCUCUGACGGCAUUCGUCAUGUAAUGGAUGGGUCCCUUCCUACCUCUCUGAAACACAUCAUCAGUAAUGCAGAGUAUUAUGGACCCUCACUGUUUCUCUUGGCGACGGAGGUGGUGACAGUGUUUGUGUUCCAGGAACCCUCUCUACUGUCAUCUCUGCAGGACAAUGGUCUCACCGAUGUCAUGCUAUAUGCACUGCUCAUCAAAGACGUCCCUGCCACCAGAGAGGUGCUAGGUUCCCUGCCUAACGUCUUCAGCGCCCUGUGCCUGAAUGCCCGUGGUCUGCACUCAUUUGUGCAGUGCCAGCCCUUUGAGCGGCUGUUUAAGGUGCUGCUCUCGCCAGACUACCUGCCAGCCAUGCGCCGUCGACGCAGUUCUGACCCACUAGGGGACACCGCCUCUAACUUGGGCAGUGCUGUCGACGAGCUAAUGCGGCACCAGCCUACACUUAAAACAGACGCUACAACAGCCAUCAUCAAGUUGUUAGAGGAGAUCUGCAACUUAGGCCGAUCGCCAGAAUACGUCUGCCAGAAACCCUCCAUACAGAAAGCAGAUGGGACCGUCACGGUGCCUCCAGCUCGCUCGAACCAUGCUGCAGAGGAGGCCUCCAGUGAGGAUGAGGAGGAGGAAGAGGCUCUACAUACCUUUAGCCAACAGCAGGGGGAGCCAGAGAGCAACAGGCAAGUGGUGGGAACAGAGGAGCGAAUCCCCAUUCCUCUUAUGGAUUACAUUCUGAAUGUGAUGAAAUUUGUGGAGUCCAUACUUAGUAACAACACAACAGAUGACCAUUGUCAGGAAUUUGUCAAUCAGAAAGGACUUCUACCACUGGUGUCGAUCCUUGGGCUGCCCAACCUGCCCAUUGACUUCCCCACCUCUGCUGCCUGCCAAGCUGUGGCAGGAGUCUGCAAAUCUAUACUGACUUUGUCCCAUGAGCCGAAAGUUCUCCAGGAGGGUCUGUAUCAGUUGGACAGCAUACUGUCUGCUCUGGAGCCUCUUCACCGGCCCAUCGAGGUUCCUGGUGGCUCUGUGCUGCUCAGAGAGCUGGCCAACACAGGCCAUGUUACGGAAGCCACACUAUCGGCACGAGCCACCCCACUGCUGCACGCCCUCACAGCAGCACAUGCUUACAUCCUUAUGUUCGUUCAUACCUGCAGAGUUGGACAGAGUGAGAUCCGUGCUAUCUCAGUGAAUCAGUGGGGAUCUCAACUGGGUCUGAGUGUUCUGAACAAACUGAGUCAGCUCUACUGCUCUCUGGUGUGGGAGAGCACUGUGCUGCUGUCCCUCUGUACACCAAACAGUUUGCCUCCUGGCUGUGAGUUUGGUCAGGCUGACAUGCAGAAACUUGUGCCUAAAGAUGAUAAACCCUCCAGCAGCACAGCAGCUGCAGGAAGGAAAACUGCUGACACUGAGACCAUGUCUGUGGGAGUGGAUCCCUCUGCUCAGGGCUUGCUGGAAGGAAUGGGCCUGGAUGGAGACUCUCUCGCUCCCAUGGAGACGGAUGAGCCCACAGGCACUGACCCCAAGACUAAGUCUAAACUCACCCCUGCCAUGGCAACACGCAUCAAACAAAUUAAGCCUCUGCUCUCAGCCUCCUCUCGUUUGGGCAGGGCUCUGGCAGAGCUCUUUGGACUGCUGGUGAAGCUCUGUGUGGGCUCGCCUGUCCGUCAGCGGCGCUCUCACCAUACCACUAGCACAGGCACCGCCCCAACACCUGCGGCUCGGGCCACUGCUUCUUCUCUUACUAAGCUCCUCACCAAGGGCUUGAGCUGGCAGCCACCUCCCUAUACACCCACACCUCGUUUCAGGCUGACUUUCUUUAUCUGCUCGGUGGGCUUCACUUCACCCAUGCUGUUUGAUGAGAGGAAAUAUCCAUACCAUCUGAUGCUGCAGAAGUUCUUCUGUUCUGGUGGCCAUGAUGCUUUGUUUGAGACAUUUAACUGGGCCCUAUCCAUGGGAGGUAAAGUGCCCGUGUCAGAGGGCUUGGAACACUCUGAGCUGCCUGACGGGACAGGAGAGUUCCUAGACGCCUGGUUGAUGCUAGUAGAGAAGAUGGUAAACCCCAGCACUGUUCUGGACUCCCCACACUCUCUGCCCACUAAAGUGCCUGGAGCAACACUCAACACCCCACAGUUCAGUGCAUUGCGCUUUCUCAUCGUUACUCAGAAGGCGGCAUUCAGCUGUAUUCGUAAUCUGUGGAACCGUAAGCCCUUAAAGGUCUAUGGUGGACGCAUGGCUGAGUCCAUGCUGGCCAUUCUGUGCCACAUCCUACGAGGAGAACCUAUCAUCCAGGAGCGGCUCUCCAAAGAGAGGGAGGGCACUGCUCGGCCUGAUGAGGAGAGCAGUUCUGCAAGUGGUGGGGGAACUAGUGGGCCUUCAGGAGCAGGGGGAGUAGUUGGAGAAGGAGUGACUGGAGGUGCCAAUGGCAGCACUGCUGGAGGCUCCACUGAGGAUGGCAGCAACCCUGCAACACGCAGAGAGCCACAGGUCAACCAGGCUCAGCUGACUCAGCUGAUGGACAUGGGCUUCUCCAGAGAGCAUGCGAUGGAGGCUCUUCUAAACACCAGCACUAUGGAACAGGCCACUGAUUACCUGCUCACACACCCUCCACCACUGCUCAGCGCAGCUGUCAGAGAGUUCACCAUGUCUGAAGAAGACCAGAUGAUGCGGGCCAUUGCCAUGUCUCUAGGUCAAGAAGUUAGCAUGGAGCAGCGCUCAGACUCACCUGAGGAAGCAGCUCGUCGGCGUGAGGAGGAUGAGAGGAGAGCAAGGGAGCGGGUAGAAGAGGAAGAGGCACGCUGUCUGGAGCGUUUCCUGGAAGCUGAGCCUCUAGACACCACAGAGCUACAUGCCUUUACAGACUCAAUGCUGCCUGGCUGCUUUCACCUGCUCGACGAGCUGCCGGACACAGUGUACCGCCUCUGUGAUCUGCUCAUGACUGCUAUUAAAAGGAACGGCCCUGAGUACAGGGACCUCAUCCUUAGACAGGUGGUCAAUCAGGUGUGGGAGGCUGCCAGCGUGUUGAUAAAGGCUGCAGUGCCGCUAACAACCAGCGACACCAAGACAGUGUCUGAGUGGACGAGACAGAUGGCGACCCUCCCCCAGGCCUCCAACCUGGCCACCCGCAUCCUGCUGCUCACGCUGCUCUUUGAGGAGCUGAAACUCUCAUGUGCUCGGGUGGUGGAGAGCAGUGGUGUUUUGACUCUGCUGAUUAAGCUGUUGGAGGUGGUGCAGCCCUGUCUGCAAGCUGCCAAAGAGCAGAAGGACAUCCAGACACCCAAAUGGAUCACCCCUGUUCUCCUGCUUAUUGACUUCUAUGAGAAAAUGGCUGUUUCAUCCAAACGAAGAGCUCAGAUGAAUAAGUACCUGCAGCCCAAUGGAAAUAACUGGCGCUGGUUUGACGACCGUUCAGGCCGCUGGUGCAGCUACAGUGCAAGUAACAACAACACCAUCGACUCAGCCUGGAGGGCAGGAGAGACCAGCGUACGCUUCACUGCAGGCCGCAGGAGAUACACUGUCCAGUUCAACACCAUGGUGCAGGUGAAUGAGGAGACUGGGAACAGACGGCCAGUUAUGUUGACAGUACAGCGGGUGUCACGGAUGCCUAAGACCUCAAAAUCCGGAAGUGUUAAUGAUACAGAGAGAGAAGAGAGUGAACAGAGAGCAAAGACUGAGGAGACACAGACUGACACAGAUUCCAGCUCUGUGGCUGUGGAGAUGGCACCCCCUAAAGAAGAGUCAGAGCAGAAGGAUUCAAGCACUGCAGCUCCCUCUACCCUUCAGGACCCCUCUGGUUCCAGCGGUAUUGUUGUACAGGGGAUGACAGAGGACAUGAUCACUGUUUUGAUCCGUGCCUGUGUCAGCAUGAUCAGCGUUCCCGUGGAUCCGGACACUUUACAUGCCACUUUGCGUCUCUGUCUGCGUCUCACACGUACACACCAUUACGCCAUGAUGUUUGCAGAGCUCAAGAGCACUUGUAUGAUCCUGAACCUCACUCAGAGCUCAGGGUUCAACGGCUUCACCCCAUUGGUCACUCUGCUCUUCCGUCACAUCAUAGAAGACCCAGCCACCCUGCGACACACUAUGGAGAAGGUGGUACGGUCUGCUGUCACCAGUGGUGCAGGAAGCACUACUUCAGGUGUGGUGUCGGGUAGUUUGGGCUCCAGGGAGAUCAAUUACAUCCUUCGUGUCCUUGGCCCAGCGGCCUGUCGCAACCCAGAGUGCUUUACGGAAACUGCCAAGAGUUGUAUCCGAAUUGCUCUCCCGGCCCCAAGAGGUGCUGGCACUGCCUCAGAUGAUGAGUUUGAGAACUUCAGAAUUAAGGGUCCAAAUGCUGUUCAGCUAGUGAAGACCACACCCCUGAAGCUGUCCCCACUGCCCUCCAUACCAGAGACUAUUAAAGAGGUCAUCUGUGACAUGCUGAAUGCCCUAGCAGCAUAUCAUGCUCCAGAAGAGGCAGAGAGGGGAGAGGAGCGGGCAGCCGCAGUACCGGGAAGUCAAGACCUGUGUCAGAUCCUGCAGGAUGUUGGUGAUGAUGUCUACCAGCAGUACAGACUUACCAGACAAGGCAGUGAUUUUGACUCACAGUCUGCCUUCCACAUCAAUACUCAGGUGUUUGCUGCAGAUGGUGCUGUUGCAGAAUCCUCCCAAUCUGGAACUCCGCAGGGAGAAGCCUCUACGCCUGAGGAAAUGCGUGAAGAGAAAAAGGAGCAGGAGGGAGAGAAGGGAGCUUCCUCGGAGGAGAGCCGAGCUGCCAAAGCUAAGGCCAGCAAACUGCUGAUGCCUACUUCUACCAUCCUGAGGCUGCUUGCAGAGCUGGUUCGCUCCUAUGUUGGCAUCGCCACUCUCAUCACCUCUUACAACUACACAGCUGGCCAGUCAGAGCUCAUUAAGGAGGAUUGCAGUGUGCUGGCAUUUGUGUUGGACCACUUGCUCCCACACACCCAGAACUCAGAGGAUAAGGACACCCCUGCCCUUGCGCGCCUUUUCCUGGCCAGCCUCGCUGCAGCUGGAACAGGCACUGAUGCCCAGGCGGCCCUGGUCAACGAGGUCAAGGCUGCUUUGAGUCGAGCAUUGGGCAUGGCAGAAGGCACAGAGAAGCACGCCCGCUUGCAAGCAGUGAUGUGUAUCAUCAGCACCAUUAUGGAGUCAUGUCCCUCCACCUCAAGCUUCUACAGCACAGCCACAGCCAAGACCCAGCACAACGGCAUGAACAAUAUCAUCCGACUCUUUCUGAAGAAAGGCCUUGUCAAUGACCUUGCACGUGUGCCUCAUAGCCUUGAUCUAUCCAGUCCUAAUAUGGCAAACACAGUAAAUGCUGCUCUGAAGCCUUUGGAGACGUUGUCACGAAUUGUGAACCAGCCUAGCAGCCUGUUUGGGGGCAAAGGGGGAUCCAGCAAGAAUAAGACGGAGCAUGACACUGUUGGCACAGUCAGGGACAGCAACAGCAACACCCAAGAUCAAGGGGAGGCAGGUGAGGCAGAGCCAGCAGAGAAUCGUGACCGUGGUCAAGCCACAGAUGCCGACCUGAUGGAUGGAGAAACCGAGGGAGACACCGUGGUCAUUGCUGGACAGCCUGAGGUGCUGAGCACUCAGGCCAUGCAGGUGGAGAAUGAGUUGGUGGAUUUGAUCGAUGAACUUUUAGAAAGAGAUGCAGGAACCGUUAAUAGCACCAUCAUCGUGGGUCGCUCUGGAGAGGAUGAGUCUCAAGAGGACGUGCUGAUGGAUGAAGCUCCUUCCAAUAUGAGUCAGGCCUCCACUCUCCAAGCUAACAGAGAGGACUCUAUGAACAUCCUUGAGCCAGAAGAUGAGGAGCACACACAGGAGGAAGACUCCAGUGGUAGCAACGAGGAUGAGGAUAGUCAAGAUGAGGAGGAAGAGGAGGAGGAAGAAGAGGAGGAGGAUCAAGAUGAUGAGGAGGGAGAUGACGAUGACGAUGACGAAGGCUCAGAAAUGGAACUGGAUGAAGAUUUUCCUGAUAUCAAUGCUGCUCCACACAUUCGUUUUGAGAGAUUUGACCGAGACGAUGACCUCAUCAUUGAGUUUGAUAACAUGUUCUCCACGUCUGCUGACAUCCCUCCCUCACCAGGAAAUAUCCCCAGCUCCCACCCUCUGAUGGUGCGUCAUGCUGACCAUGGCUCACUGACUCUGGGGGGAUCAGGCACCAGCAGCAGAUUGGCUCAGGGCAUGGGACGCAGCCAACGAUCUCUCCGCCAGCUCACGGCCAACACAGGCCACACAGUCCAUGUACAUUACCCUGGUAACCGUCAACCCAACCCUCCUCUCAUCUUGCAGAGAUUAUUGGGCCCCAGUGCUGCAGCUGAUAUCUUGCAGUUGUCAAGCUCUCUGCCUCUGCAGUCUCGCGGUCGUGCACGUUUACUGGUGGGUAACGAGGAUGUGCAUAUUAUUGCCCGUUCGGAUGAUGAGCUACUGGAUGACUUCUUCCAUGAGCAGAGUAGCACUGGAGGACAAGCUGGCACCCUUUCAAGCAUCCCGACUGCCUUAACCAGAUGGACGGAUGAGUGUAAAGUCCUGGAUGCCGAGAGCAUGCAUGACUGUGUGGCAGUGGUGAAGGUCCCCAUACUGCAGCACUUGGAGAGUUUGCGUGAUGAGGAGCUGGAGGAACGCAGGGAGAAGAGGAGGAGACAGUUGGCGGAGGAAGAGGAGACAGCCAAGCAGAAUGAGAGUUCUGCUGUUGGAGAGGAGGCCCGGGAACAGAGCCUACGGGGCUCUGGGCUUGGAACAGUCAAUGGAGCUGUAGAGAACGCUGCAGAAGGAGAACAGGCUCAGAGUGGGGUGUCGUCCUGUCUGGACCCUUCUCGCACCUCUGAGGGUUUCCUCACAGCACCCCCAUCAGGAGAAGUCACCCCAACCACCCCUGCCCCACACGAGCAAGCCCUCGUCUCUCUGGAAACAGCCAUCAGUCAGCAGGUGCACCAGCCAAUCACAGAGCUGCUGCUGGCUGACUCCAAUCCUGACUCUCACGGAGCCUUGGCAGGGGCGGGGCUGCCCCAGCUCUCAGCAUCUGAUAGCCUGAAUUGUGAGGCAGAAGCUUCUCAGAUGGAGAUGUCACCUGCACCCACUAUUGGUGAGAGAGGAGUAGGAGGAGCAUUGGAUGCAGUCGGGGAAGCUUCUCUCAGUCCAGAUAUAGCUGAAAGUUCAGAGCCUGUGCCAGUGGGUGUGUCUCAGCUUGAGGGUUCACCCAUGGAUACAAGCAGUCCUGCCUCAGGAACGCAGGAAGAGCCUGCUUCCAGCUCCACUCCACCCAAUCACAUGUCUCAGGAACUGUCAGGAAGUGGUGACAGUGGCCUCACAGACAGGCAAACAGAUGCAGAAACAGGUUCAACUUCUGUUUCAUCUCCUGGUGAGACCAUGCCUCGGAGUGACAGUGCAGAUAGCCAAUCGCAGGCCAUCCAGGAGGAGCCCCUCCCAUCCACCAGCAAUGAAGAAGAGGACCCUCUGGCAGGCAUCAGUCUGCCAGAAGGUGUGGACCCAUCUUUCUUGGCAGCACUGCCUGAAGACAUCCGUCGGGAGGUGCUGCAGAACCAGCUGGGAAUCAGACCUCCUUCUCGGCCUCCUGUCACCUCCACAUUGGCAUCGUCAGCUAACACUGUGCUGGGAGGAGGGCCAGGGCUUACUGAGGUCAGCCCAGAAUUCCUAGCUGCUCUGCCACCUGCAAUACAGGAAGAGGUCUUGGCCCAGCAGCGGGCGGAGCAGCAGCGUCGAGAGUUAUCCCAGCAACCCCCACAGGGCGAUCAACCUCUGGACCCUGUCACGUUCAUCCAGACCCUGCCCUCUGAGUUGCGGCGAUCUGUUUUGGAGGACAUGGAGGAUAGCGUGCUGGCGGUCAUGCCCCCAGAUAUUGCAGCAGAAGCUGCAGCACUGCGAAGGGAACAGGAGGCCAGACAGAGACAACUGAUGCAUGAGAGGUUGUUCGGUCACAGUUCUUCCUCAGCCCUGUCCGCCAUCCUACGCUCACCCGCCUUCACAAGCCGUCUCGGUGGCAACCGUGGGGUACAAUACACUCGAUUGGCUGUGCAAAGAGGGGGGACUUUUCAAAUGGGAGGGAGUGCCAAUCACAGCCGGCCCUCUAGCUCUAAUGUCGAUUCUCUCCUGCGUCUGCGGGGGCGUCUUUUAUUGGACCAUGAGGCCUUGUCCUGCCUUCUAGUGCUGCUUUUUGUGGACGAGCCAAAGCUCAAUACCAGCCGCCUCCACAGAGUGCUGCGUAACUUGUGCUACCACUCUCAGACACGUGGCUGGGUCAUCCGCAGCCUCUUGUCUAUCCUGCAGCGUAGCAGCGAGAGCGAGCUCUGCCUGGAGACUGCACGCCUGGAGGAGUCCCGUGGUAAGCGCUCACUAAGCCAGGGCUCAUCCAGUGGAGGGAAGGGUUCCACUUCAUCCCCGCAGGCAGCUGUAGCCUCUUCAUCAUCGUCCUCCUCCUCAUCUUCCUCUCUGGAGCUGUUGAACAGCGUGGAAUCACGUAGUUCCAGUCAGCUCUCCUGGCUGUCUGUUUCAAUGGAUGCAGCUUUGGGAUGCAGGACCAAUAUCUUUCAGAUCCAGCGGGCGUCAGGCAGGAAACACGCAGAGAAGCAUUCAGCAGGCGCGGGCAUGAGCUCAGGAGGGCUCGGAGGUGGAGUGUCAGGAACGGGAGUGGCAUGUGCAGGGGGAGGAGGUGGAUCAGCUGUUCACAUUCACCCACAGGCUGCUCCAGUUGUCUGUCGACAUGUACUGGAUACCCUCAUCCAACUGGCCAAGGUAUUUCCCAGUCACUUCACUCAGCAGCGCUGUAAAGAUCCCCUAUCAUCGUCCUCAUCAGAGUUGGACACUCGUCUUUGUGCCAGCUCAAUAACGACUGCCAGUGGAAGCUGCCGGUCAGGUGGCACCAGCCAGAGCAACUCCUCAGCUACCCUGAGUAAUCUCCCUUCUACCCACAAUUCCCUGAGUGGCUGCACAGUUACACCACAGUCCCUGGGCAUCUCCACUGAUUUCUGGGAUCUCCUGGUCAAGCUGGACAACAUGAAUGUGAGCCGUAAAGGCAAGGCCUCCAUGAAGACUGUGCCUCUAGGGGGUGCUGGUGAGACAGAGGGGGCUCUGUUGAGCCUCGAGGCUUCUCCGCUGGGCCAGCUGAUGAACAUGCUCUCCCACCCAGUGAUCCGCCGUAGUUCCCUUCUUACUGAGAAACUACUCCGUCUGCUCUCUUUGAUCUCCAUCGCUCUGCCUGACAACAAGGCCACGGAGGUUCCAGCCAGCCACCCAGUGCCUCAGGCCCCAACUGCCACCCCCUCUGCACCUGCCACUCAAACCACAGCGGGGUCAGGGACCAUCUCAGUGGUGGCAGGUACGGGCACAGCGCAGGGCUCAGUGGGCCCGACGCCCUCUCAACCACCAACUAUGGUAUCUGUUGUUGCAAGCAGCACCACCCCCUCCGGCAGUAUUGCUGCAGGAAAACAGAAGGCAGCAGUGAGCAGCACUGACAUUGAAACUAAACUGGCCUCUGCUGGACUAACAGAGAAACAGCUGCAACUCUCUGUGGAGGUGCUGACAUCCCACUCAUGUUCGGAGGAAGGUCUGGAGGACGCGGCCAACAUCCUGUUGCAGCUGUCCAGAGGGGAUGCACUGACCCGAGACACUGUACUAAGACUUCUACUCAGUGGGGCGCGUCACCUCGGAUACACCCUCUGCAAACAAAUUGGCACUUUAUUGGCAGAGUUGAGGGAGUAUAACCUGGAGCAGCAGAGAAGAGCACGUGCUGAUGCUCAGUCUCCUGAAGCUUCUCAUGAGGACCCAUCCAUCACCACACGCCUAAAGGGCAAGAUGACCAGCAGAUUUGACGGGUCAGAGAGUGUGGUGAUUGUGGCUGCUCAGAAGCGCACGUUAGGUGGUCGUGAGCUGCAGCUGCCCUGCAUGAGCUCACUCACGUCCAAGACCUCCACGCAGAAGUUUUUCCUGCGCGUGCUGCAGGUCAUCAUCCAGCUUAGGGAAGACACACGGCGCGCUAACAAGAAAGCUAAGCAGACAGGAGGAAGACUGAGUUCGACCAGUCUGGGCUCGGCCAGCAGUAUCCAGGCUGCGGUCCGUCAGCUAGAGGCUGAAGCGGACGCCAUCAUUCAGAUGGUGAGAGAGGGGCAGAGGGCACGCCGUCUACAGCAGGCACCCCCACCCUCUUCAUCCGCAUCCUCUUCCGCUGCUGCUGCUGCAUCCGCUGCUGUGGCUGUGGCUGGAUCGUCUGCCCCCAGUACCUCUGCAACCAACAACCCCCCCGCUGGCACGGCCAGCACAGCCACGUCGGAGGUGCACUCUGUUGCCGAGCCCCCAGCAGCUCAAAGAGAUGAUUCGCCUAUGGAUGUGGACCAGCCCUCACCCCUAGAGCAAGACCAGGCAGCAAUAGGUGAAGAAAGCAGCAGUCAGCAGGAACAGGAGGAGCGCUUGCCUGACCUACCCCUUUUGAGUGAGCAGCUGUUGUUGGAUGAACUAUGGGACAUGCUGGGGGAGUGUCUGAAAGAGCUUGAGGAGUCUCAUGACCAACAUGCAGUUUUAGUGCUGCAACCUGCAGUGGAGGCUUUUUUCCUGGUGCAUGCCACCGAGCGGGAAAGCAAACCUCCGGUUCGAGACACUCGAGAGAGCCAGCUGUCACACAUCAAGGAUGAGCCACCCCCAUUGUCCCCUGCCCCGCUCACCCCCGCCACCCCCUCCUCCCUGGACCCCUUCUUUUCAAGGGAGCCCUCUUCUAUGCACAUCUCCUCCAACUUGCCUCCAGACACACAGAAGUUCCUGCGUUUUGCAGAAACCCACCGCACAGUGCUGAAUCAGAUCCUGCGACAGUCCACCACUCAUCUGGCAGAUGGGCCAUUUGCCGUUUUGGUUGACUACAUUCGCAUCUUGGACUUUGAUGUCAAGCGCAAGUAUUUCCGUCAGGAGUUAGAGCGACUGGAUGAGGGCCUGAGGAAAGAGGAUAUGGCCGUUCAUGUGAGGAGAGACCACGUCUUUGAAGAUUCUUACAGAGAGCUGCACCGCAAGAGCCCAGAGGACAUGAAAAACAGACUGUAUAUAGUCUUUGAAGGAGAGGAGGGUCAGGAUGCAGGUGGGCUGUUAAGGGAGUGGUACAUGAUCAUCUCCAGAGAGAUGUUCAACCCCAUGUACGCCCUGUUUCGCACUUCUCCCGGCGACCGGGUCACCUACACCAUCAACCCCUCCUCCCACUGCAACCCCAACCAUCUCAGCUACUUCAAGUUUGUGGGACGUGUGGUGGCUAAAGCAGUCUAUGACAACAGGCUAUUAGAGUGUUACUUCACACGCAGCUUCUACAAACACAUCCUGGGCAAGAGCGUCAGGUAUACGGACAUGGAAAGCGAAGACUACCCCUUCUUCCAGGGUCUGGUCUACUUGUUGGAGAACGAUGUGUCCACUCUGGGCUAUGAGUUGACAUUCAGCACAGAGGUCCAAGAGUUUGGCGUGUGUGAAGUGAGAGAUCUGAAAGCCAAUGGUGCCAACAUUAUUGUCACAGAGGAGAAUAAGAAAGAAUAUGUGCAUCUGGUCUGCCAGAUGAAGAUGACAGGUGCAAUCCGUAAGCAGUUGGCUGCCUUCCUGGAGGGCUUCUAUGAGAUCAUCCCUAAGAGACUGAUCUCCAUCUUUACUGAGCAAGAGCUGGAGCUGCUCAUCUCCGGCCUGCCCACCAUAGACAUUGACGACCUCAAGGCCAAUACAGAAUACCACAAAUAUCAGUCCAGUUCUAUUCAGAUCCAGUGGUUCUGGCGUGCAUUACGAUCCUUUGACCAGGCUGACCGGGCCAAAUUCCUUCAGUUUGUUACAGGCACAUCUAAAGUGCCACUGCAGGGCUUUGCUGCACUGGAAGGAAUGAACGGCAUCCAGAAGUUCCAGAUCCACCGAGAUGACCGCUCCACUGACCGCCUGCCCUCUGCGCACACUUGCUUUAACCAGUUGGACCUCCCGGCAUAUGAGAGCUAUGAGAAAUUAAGACACAUGCUGCUGCUGGCCAUUCAGGAAUGUUCUGAAGGCUUCGGACUGGCCUAAAGACUCUCCUAAAUCCACACACAGGCACACACAGAUGUAGACUUCCAUGUUGUUAAUUUAUGACACACAUGCAUAUUCACUCUAUCAUACAUACGGCCAAGACCUACUUCUAACCCACAUAAAACAAACAGAUGGACGGCUGACAGAGAUGUAUUGACAUUGCCUAUUGCACACAGAGCCUCUCAUUGACACACCGAACUGUAUUUGGUGUAUGUGUGUGUCUCACUUCCCUAUUAAAAUUACAGAGCCCGAGAGAGGAUCACAGAGGAUAUCUGCGGACUAAUAUAAAAGACAUUUUCUCCAUUUAGUUUGGUUUCUCUGUACAAAAGGUUUGGGAGUUUGUUUAAUCUUUUUUUGUUCUUCUCUGGCUGUUAAAAAGGAGAGGGCUGUUUUGUGUGUGAAAAGAGUGGUUGUAACCCUCUGGCGGGGGAAAAAAGUUUAUUGUCCUCUGUUGCUAAUGUGUGACCUCACUAGCUUUGCAAAUGGGAACUUUAAUUUGGGGGAGGGAAGUCAUGGACAAGGGUGAGAACAUGGAGUGAGGUAUUGGUGAAAUUGCAGAUGUGCGGGGAUUUUCAGAAUGGGGACAUUUUUAGGCAACUUUUCUGGUAUUUUUGGAGAGGAACACACAUAUUUGAGAAGUGAAGGACUGAGACGUUGAACCGCUGGUGCUCAGACACAUGCGGUUAUUACCCAACUGCUGAUGCAGCCUCUCAGCAGCUAAUCAGAACAUAAAUUGCUACAUAAAUAAAUGCAUAAAAUGA
This is a messenger RNA of Sinocyclocheilus anshuiensis, 14562 nucleotides long. RefSeq names its product E3 ubiquitin-protein ligase HUWE1-like. The record is from RefSeq and is a predicted model, not a curated record. Gene Ontology annotation, molecular function: zinc ion binding; protein binding; ubiquitin protein ligase activity. Lineage: Eukaryota; Metazoa; Chordata; Actinopteri; Cypriniformes; Cyprinidae. Gene Ontology annotation, cellular component: Golgi membrane; nucleus; cytoplasm. Gene Ontology annotation, biological process: Golgi organization; membrane fusion; base-excision repair.